Molecule: messenger RNA, 1113 nt
Organism: Rubroshorea leprosula
Lineage: Eukaryota; Viridiplantae; Streptophyta; Magnoliopsida; Malvales; Dipterocarpaceae
Source: the annotation of a GenBank genome assembly
UACAUUUAUAACCAAUAGAAAAUAAGGUUGUCGAUUAUGAUUAAGCUUGCCACCAAAAAAAUUGAAAAUCCUUAGCAGUUUAGAAUUCAAAAUAUAACCAAUAGAAUUUCUGUCUCAUAUAUUGGUUAUAUAACCCUCUUCUCCCUCCGAACAUCCAAUUGUCUUGCAUUUCUAGUUCUUCUUUUUACAGUUUCUUCUACCUAUCUCCACCUCUUUCGUUUCCCAUAUGUAAGGCAUUUUUUUUUUUUCAACCUUUUCUCCCUUUCCUUUGUUUUCUUUCAUCUUUUAUUUUCUCAACUAAGAAUUUCUAUUAUUUGAUAUAUUAAUAGCUAGGUUUUUUUUUUAAUUUUUAAUUUUUGUAGGCUGUAUUUCUUAUUUUAAAUUUGAUUUAUACUUUUCAUUUUCUUUUAUUUCAACAACAUCAUAAUGUAUUUCAAUUUAGAUUCCUUUUCUUUUCUUUUCUUUCUUUCAUUUUUUUUUUUUUUGCAAAAUUGUUAUCUCAAAAUAAGGCAACAAAGAGGGGAGGAGUUAGGCCUACAGCUUUGGAGUCAUACAUGUUGACUCACACAACUCAUAGACCUGAUACUCAACAAGGUGGCCCACCUGCUUGGAUAUGUCUACAGAUUGAGCAGACUUAUCCAGCUCUGGUGAAAUGGAAGUGCAAAGAGCUAGCUUUAGAAGCUGCAGCCGGCUCUACGCGUAAAGAUUUAAAGGAUCUUGCAGAGCAUGGCAUACCAUGGCAACGAUAUGAGAUUAGUGAGGUCUCAUCUUCUACCACUAGGAUGCUUAUGACGCAAGUCCAGCAGUUGCAAUUUGAGCUUAUGCAAGUUCAGGAAGAAAUGGCAAAGCGAGUUUAGGCAGAGGUGACUGCAUGUAUUUAGAUAGAGCUCUCACAGAGAGUAUAAAAAAUGGAGGCUACUUUUGAGAGGAGAUUCCAAGAGCAUAUGCGUUUACCUAGCCAACAGUACUCAUAUAUAAGUUUUGCACCACUUGGUGGUCCUUCUUUUGGAGGGUUGGAACCUAGCUACAUGUCACCUCUUCCUUAGAGAUAUUUGAUAUUUUGGACUUAUGAUAUAUCUGUUUAUAUAUGCCUAAUACACUAGAUAUUUUGUG